Molecule: messenger RNA, 1083 nt
Organism: Schizosaccharomyces osmophilus
Lineage: Eukaryota; Fungi; Ascomycota; Schizosaccharomycetes; Schizosaccharomycetales; Schizosaccharomycetaceae
Gene: msw1
Product: mitochondrial tryptophan-tRNA ligase Msw1
Exons: 5
Coding region: 1-1083 (360 amino acids)
Biological process (GO): mitochondrial tryptophanyl-tRNA aminoacylation
Cellular component (GO): mitochondrial matrix; mitochondrion
Molecular function (GO): tryptophan-tRNA ligase activity; ATP binding
Source: RefSeq, a predicted model, not a curated record
AUGAAUAUUUCAAAUCUAAGUCGUGUCUUAGGAAGUUCUGCCCGAAUCGUGUCUGGAAUCCAACCGACGGGAAUUCCCCACAUAGGCAAUUAUUUAGGAUCACUGCGACAAUGGACCGAAUUACAAAAUUCCAUUCCGUCUAAUUCUUCUUCUCAAUGUUUUUUCUUUGUCGCUGAUUUACAUGCAUUGACCGUCCCCCAGGUUCCUCAAGAUUUCUAUCAAAGGCGUAUGGAUACCUUGGCAAUUCUGCUGUCCAUCGGCAUCGAUCCACAGAGGUCCACCCUGUUUUUCCAAUCUGAUGUUCCCUAUCACACCGAGUUGAACUGGCUGAUGGGCUGUCAUACCCCAAUGGGUCAGUUGAAUCGAAUGACUCAGUGGAAGUCGAAACUUCAGCUCCAUGAGAUGGACGCUGUUACGUUUUUGAAUACAAAUCUCGCUUCUUCGGGUAAAUUCAAUUUAGGCCUCUUUUCGUAUCCAGUCCUUCAGGCAGCAGACAUCCUUCUCUACGGCGCUACUCACAUCCCUGUCGGAAAGGACCAAAGUCAACAUAUAGAACUUACGCGUACUAUCGCACGAAAAAUUAAUUCUACUUUUAAAAAAGAGUUAUUCAUAAUCCCAGAUAUUAUUUUAAACUCAUCAAGUUCCAUCAUGGCAUUGAAACAACCUAACAAAAAAAUGUCCAAAUCCGACCAAAAUUCAAAAAAUUAUAUCCUUUUAACUGAUUCUGAACAGGACAUUAGGAAAAAAAUCGCAGGCGCUGCUACCGAUAAUAUUGAAGGCAUUACCUAUGGAGAUCCAAACCGGCCUGCAAUUAAUAAUUUACUAAACAUGACGGCUGCUAUGACGGAUUCAAGCCCCAUUACAAUAGCCGAAAAAUUCAAGCAUGCGAGACACUCAGAAUUUAAGUCGUCCGUAGCUGAUAUUAUGGUUGGUAGUAUCACCCCUUUUGCAAGGUCGUAUCAGCAAUGGAAAGCAAAUCCAUCCGAACUUCAAUCUAUUGCUGAAAAUGGAGCGAAAAAAGCAAUGAAUCAAGCAUUUCCAUUUAUGAAGGACUUUAAAAAUACAUUUGGUUUAGGGCCUUAA